GGCUUAGCUUUUGAGUAGUGCAACAAAUCACAAGAAGUUAACAAGAAAGAGGAAACAACAAUGGCUUCCUCCAUAGUGCCAUCAGCAACCAUUGCCUUCAUGAACCGUGCUAGACCAGCUCAGGCUUCCAUGGUUGCACCAUUCACUGGCCUUAAACCUUCCUCAGCUUUCCCAGUCACCCGCAAGCUCAACAAUGGCAUUACUUCCCUCCCUAGCAAUGGUGGCAAAGUCCAAUGCAUGCAGGUGUGGCCACCAAUUGGAAAGAAGAAGUUUGAGACACUCUCAUAUCUCCCACCUCUAUCUCCGGAGUCACUGGCAAAGGAAGUUGAUUAUCUUCUUCGCAUGGGAUGGGUUCCUUGUUUGGAAUUUGAGUUGCUGCAUGGAUUCGUGUACCGUGAGAACCACAGAUCGCCAGGAUUCUACGAUGGGCGAUACUGGACAAUGUGGAAGCUGCCCAUGUUUGGAUGCACUGAUUCAUCACAAGUGUUGAAGGAGUUGGAGGAGGCCAAGAAGGCCUACCCCAAUUCAUUUAUCCGAAUUAUCGGAUUCGAUAACAAGAGACAAGUGCAAUGUAUCAGUUUCAUUGCCUACAAGCCUCCAGGAGUCUAAAUUUAGAAACUUGGCUGUCUGUGUUUGUUUUUGCCAGAUCUGUGGCAGUUGUUUGUAUUGUGAAAGAUGAAAGGGCCAUUUGUACAUAAAAGAGUAAACUAAUGAGAUCAUGUCCUUUCAUCAUCAUAUCCAUUUUUCUAUAGUUAUUUAUUUUCUCUC
Messenger RNA from Pistacia vera, 768 nucleotides. RefSeq names its product ribulose bisphosphate carboxylase small chain, chloroplastic-like. The coding region runs from base 61 to 609 and encodes 182 amino acids. The record is from RefSeq and is a predicted model, not a curated record. Lineage: Eukaryota; Viridiplantae; Streptophyta; Magnoliopsida; Sapindales; Anacardiaceae. The transcript is spliced from 3 exons.